Anneissia japonica is the source of this 10215-nucleotide messenger RNA. RefSeq names its product serine/threonine-protein kinase TBK1-like. The record is from RefSeq and is a predicted model, not a curated record. Gene Ontology annotation, cellular component: cytoplasm. Bases 335 to 2662 code for a protein of 775 amino acids. Lineage: Eukaryota; Metazoa; Echinodermata; Crinoidea; Comatulida; Comatulidae. The transcript is spliced from 18 exons. Gene Ontology annotation, biological process: peptidyl-serine phosphorylation. Gene Ontology annotation, molecular function: protein serine/threonine kinase activity; ATP binding.
CAUUUGUUGAUCAAAUCAAGUAGGUAGCAAGUCAAUAUUUUGUACUACUGUAUUGUUUGCCAGUUUUUGUAUUAAUUAAAGGAGUAUUUUGCGGAGGGAACCUGUGAAAUCCGGUGAAAAUUACAUUCGAUCGGGAGAACUGGAGAUUUAUUUAGAUAUCGGGUGACACCCGACAGGAUCAGUUUUACUCUUCUUUGGAAUUGUAUCAAAACCUGAUGGUCUUACAACUGAGACAUUUGCUGCCUUGUUUCAUCUGCAUUGCAUCAGAUUCUCUACCAAUAUGAAAUCUAAAUCUAAUUUAUAAUUGAAGAAGUUUAAUAAACCGUCAAUCAGGAUGUCAAGACAAGAGCAACUAAAGAGUACAAGGUCCUACAUCUGGUACACAGGCCAUGUUCUUGGAACAGGAGCUACCUCUAAUGUGUAUAUUGGUAGACACAAGAAAACGGGAGAACAAGUAGCUGUAAAAACGUUCAACAGUGCAUCAUUUUCUCGACCACAUGAAGUCCAAGUACGGGAACUAGAUGUAAUUAGAAAACUAAAGCACAAGAAUAUUGUGGACUUGUUAGCGAUUGAAGAUGACCAGAUCACCAAACAACCUGUUAUCAUUAUGGAACUGUGUAUGGGAGGAUCCCUGUACAGCAUACUGGAGGAACCCCAGAAUAUCUUUGGACUGAAAGAGGAAGAGUUCCUGAUAGUUUUGAGGGAUGUCACCUCUGGAAUGAAAUACCUACGGGAAACUAAUAUUGUUCAUCGGGACCUGAAGCCAGGAAAUAUAAUGAGAGUUAUCGCAGAGGAUAACACAUCUAUUUAUAAGUUGGCAGAUUUUGGCGCAGCUAGAGAACUUCAAGAAGGAGGAGAGUUCAUGUCUCUCUAUGGGACAGAAGAAUAUUUGCAUCCAGACUUGUACCAGAGGGCAGUACUGAAAGUGGCAAAUCGAGGCAGGUAUUCUGCUAAGAUUGAUUUGUGGUCAGUUGGAGUGACCUUCUACCAUGUUGCAACUGGACAAUUACCAUUCAGGCCUUAUGGUGGCCGAAAAAAUAGAGAAACAAUGAUUUUUCUGACUACAAAGAAACCGAAUGGCGUGAUCAGCGGUGUCCAACAUGAAUCACCAAAUGGAAAGAUUGAUUGGUCCAGCCAACUCCCGGAAACAUGUCAUUUACCAAGACCUCUUAAGAGGCAAGUCCGACUGUUGCUUGCUGGGUUGUUGGAAUGUGAACUGGAUAAAAUGUUGUCGUUCAAUGAUUACUUCCACAUGGUCCAGGAAAUUCUUAAUCUUCAGAAGGUACAUGUGUUCAAUGCGGUCACUGCGCAAACAGUCAACAUCUACAUUCAUCCAGGGAGUGGAUGGGACAAGUUUACGAAAAGUGUUGAGGAGGAGACGCACAUUUCAACAGAACAGCAACUUUUGUGUUUCAAAGAUCAGAUCCUAGAUGUGAAUACUAUCUCUAUGGAUAACAGGAACUAUCCAGAGACCACGGCUCAGAAUCCAAUUAUCUUGCUUAGAAAGGACCUGAAGAAGUUUCCAUCACCCAUUCCACCUGAUAAACCCAAACUUCCCAAGAUCGCGACACCAUACAGCCUUGAAAAUGAUGCUCCUCUUGCAAAGAUUUGUUGCGGUUCAAUGUACUAUUACUUGACAAUUGUGCAGAGCCUCCUUUUGAUGCAAGAACAGAUGCGAUUAGCUGUAAACUGCUUCUGUGGGAUCUUGCAAAAUAAAAUCAAAGAGAGCCAGGUCAACCUUGAGACACUGAAGACCCACAAAGUAUAUAUUGAAGAAAAUUGUAAGUGGUUGAUGUCAAAUUUGGAUAUUGAUCUCCUACAAAUUAUUCCUGAUCAUUUGAAAGAUGAAAUCAAUGAAGAGUUGGAGAUGAGAGCCGCCUUACUGAAGGAGCAGCUGAUGCUAAUGCAGCAAGAAUACAAUCAAGAGAUAUUGGUAAAUUCAGUGCAUCCACUCUUUGACGAGUUUCAUAAACUCUUCAGAAAAAUCAUCCAGGAUAAUGUCUUGGAAGUUUCAUAUGAUGACCAGCAGAAGUGCCAGCCACAUGAACAUUGUUAUAAUAGAUUUGAAGUGCUGGUCAAAGGCACAAAAACAAUUUCGGAUCAAUUUCGGGAUGAUAAACGUGCCAAGCGUCUCGCUUACAAUGAGGAACAAAUACACAAAAUGGACAAACAAAAAUUGAGUAUGCAGUGCACACAGGGAAUGAGCUUACUCAACGAACAUUGUGAAUUAAAGUGGAGAGAGCAACACAACAGGCUUGGCAGCUGGUACACGAGAGCCUUUUUUGAGUUUCAGUCAGUCAUGAUCUUACUGCAGAAUACCGAAAACACAAUUAGAAUAUAUUGCGUUUUCAGAGAUCGUCUUGAUAAGCUCAAACGUCAACAUGAUAAAAUAAGUGACGAUGUCAAACAAGUGCUGAGGAAAGCUUUUCAGAAGAAGGACACCCUCUAUUUAAAAGGCAAAGAGCCUAGUCAAGCUAGGUCAAUGAUGAGCCCGACUUUCAUCCAUACCAGUCAGGAAAGAAUCAAAAGGAAAAAACAUGCACUUGUUACUAAAGACCAGUUUAAUCAAUUGAAUAGUUGUCAGGAAGAUAUGAGGAAGAUGAGGGGUGAUGUCCAGCAGGGUGUUUCUUUCAUGAGGAGCAUUACUGAAGAAAUAAAGUAGUAGAUCAUCUGUGAUGGUUGUGCUCCCCACCCUCACCAAGGAAGGCUGGACUGAAAGGCCUUCGGCUGAAUAAAGCAGUGCAACUGACUAUGGCAUCAUAAAUUGAGAUUGCAUUAGAAGUGUGAAGUGCAUUCUUAAUUCUUAGUCUGCCCAAGGUCAGACCAACCUUUUGUAGUUUUCUUUUAACCAAGGUUUAUUUUUUUGUGAUGGUUAUUUCCACAGACACAUACUGUACAUGCAUUGCUGAGUAUGAAAGUCUUUUUUUUUUUUUGGUUUAAUUGAUCUGUUGUGUUUUAUUUGUGAUCCCUUUCAUAGAAGCUUAAACUAAUUAAUCUGUUUGUGAUCUCCCAUUUGAUAUGAGAAGCUCUAGACAAUGUCUUGUAAUCCGUUAUGAAAAUGUAUACAGUAUGUAAUUAAAGUAGUUGGAUAAAUAAAUAUGUACAACUAUAACAUGAAGACAGAGACAGUAUGACAAACCUAUGAUCUACAGCUUACCCUCAAAAUGAAAAAUAUCCCAAUGUAGCUUUUUUAGUCAAUAAAAGUCAAUGAAAUAUCAUAGAAGUAAUUUGCCUAUAAACCAUAUAUGUAGGUAUAACUUGUACGUACUUGUUUACUUACAUGAUAGGGACCCUCAAAAGCCAAUUCCUUACGAUAAGCCUCCCUUGCAUGGGCUCGCACAUAGGUGUGCAUAUAUCUAUGUGUAUAUAUAUUUAUCUUUUGGGGAUCAUGCUGUUAACCUGCACGCGGUGAUCCCUGCUACAACGUUUUCCAACGUGAACUGAUAACAGCGACAAGGAAUUGCUAUGUUGAUCGCCAUAAAGCAGCUACUUUUUAAGCAUUCUCCACACUAUCAUCACAUUUGUGUGUGAUUUUCCCAUUAUAUUUACAUGAUGAUGCCAUAUCACAUCCAUAUGCCAUAUCAUGUCCAUAUAUGUACAGAAUGCCAUAUCAUGUCCGUAUAUGGACAUGAUGAUGACGUAUCAAGUUCAUAUAUGGACGUGAUAAUGCCAUAUCACAUCCGUAUAUGGACAUGAUGAUGCCAUAUCACACCCAUAUGCCAUAUCAUGUCCAUAUAUGUACAUGAUGCCAUAUCAUGUCCAUAUAUGGACAUGAUGAUGACAUAUCACAUCAAUAUAUGGACAUGAUGAUGCCAUAUUAUGUCCAUUAUAUGGACAUAAUGAUUUCAUAAUUAUAUAUUCAACAAUAUUUCACAAGAGGUUCAAAGAGGACCUCAUACAGUAAAUACAAAAGUAUUAGUAUGUAGGUUCAAAUACAAAGACAUUAUAAAAAAGACAUAAAAUCUCUAUAAUUUACAUCAGCAUAACAACCAAUCAAUACAAAAUUUCUCAUUUUUAUAUCACAGCCUUUAAUAUUUGGGCAAAUCACAGAUAUUUGUCACCAAAAUAAUGAUAGUGUGGACAGAACUCUAGUUUUUCUUUGGUUUUCCACAUGAACAAACAUUUUUCAAUUAUGGCUUUAAAGGCCAACAUGGACAGCAUCAUUUGACGCAGCCCGACGUGAUUUGUAAUCGUGCUAGGUUUGUCAUCAGGGACAGUUGGAAAAUGUUUAAUAUUCUCACGACGCUGUUGUACUUGGCCUUAAUAGAUAACAUAGUGGUAGGAAUAGAUGAUGAAUGAGGAAACUAUACAAUAACAGUCCAUGAAGUAACUCAAAAAGUUUCAUAAAGAGUAUUACUGAUGAUAGGACUGACAAAGUGGGAUUAUUUGAUGAUAUUAUAGCAAAAGAAAUGUGUAAAUAUUUUAAAAACAAGCUAGAAAUUAAAAAUAAAAUACUAAUUUUAGUUUGUCUUGAUCUGCUCCAAGCUCAGCCAUGUAGUACUUGUGCCCUCACCUAGAUUCACCACACACAGCCGUUGAUGAAUUAACAAGCUAAAAAAAAAAAAAUUGACAAUCCAUACUUGGUCAAGUAAUAAUGGGAUGAAAGCAAGCCAUUCAUUAAUGAUAUGCAAGCCUAGCUGUGCUCACAUACUAGUUACUAAUCUAAUUACAAGAUAAAGAGGAAUAUAAACUAAUGCCUGGGUUAACAACAGGGUUAUGUCUGAACAGUCCUAUAUCUUCAUACCUGAUACUGUCCAGCUGAGUUUAACCCUGAUGAAAUCCAAUAAAAAUAUUUUUUAUCUCUUUAAAAUUUGUGAGACUUGGUACAGCCAGUAAAAUCUGUGAUUUUAUACUUUGUUUAAUAUGUUAUUAUUCUGGACAUUGCUUUUCUUAUUCCUUUAAUUGCUUGAUUGGGUUUAUUCAGUGUGAACACCAAGGAUAACCCACCAAAGUAUGAAGAGGACUUAUUUCAAGUAGAUUUCUUCUGAUGGUGAUUGGGCGGAACAUCAGUAGGCAACCCCCUACUCUUUUCCAAAGACUGUACUGUGUUCUUUAACAUGCACAUGGGCCAUAUUGCACAUGGGACCAACGACUUUAACGUCUCAUCCAAAAAACAGUGCGCUAUUGAAAGUUAAUAUAUUUCAGACCUCCAGCUGAAACAAAAAUGAGAGCAGUGGUAAUUCAACCGGUGACCAAGGGAUAUCUACGGUUCACACAGUGGCUACCACCAGUUUAGCCAACUGAGCUAAGCUGCUCUAACCUUUGAUCAGUUGUUUGACUUGUAAGCCACAUGUGAUGUUUAAGUUUAAUUUUAAAUCCUCCUAUUUGUGCUUGGUAUUCAGAGACCAUACUUUCUGUAGCUUUGGAGCCUCGGUAAUGAAAAACUUGCACUUCUGUAACUGAUUAUGUCAUCUUUACACACAAAGUUACUUUUAAUCUAAACAUUAAGUAAUUUUAUAGAACAAAUUGGAAGUCUUCAUGUAUAAUUAUGUUUUCCACAUUUGUAUAGUGAAUACAUUCCUAAAAUAAUACAGUAUGUAUUUAAAUAGUUGUAGUAGACAACUAUUCAUGUUACCGUCACAAUCCCUUACAAAUCAAUGUUCCCUGUGAAUAUAAUCCACUUCCCAAAUAAAUUCUCGCACCCUGAAUAAACUCCUCUCACAAAAUACACUCCCCCAUCGUCAUUUGGAACAAUGCAAAAUUUUAAAAAAUACCGUAAUUAUUAUUGGUAGCCAAUGACUGAAGAAAAUAGUAUGUAAAUUUAGGUAAAGAAGGUUCUAUGUAACAAAUAAAACAAUAUUAGGAAACAUGAGACACUCGUCCAGGGGCAUAUCCAACAGCAUCCCUCUUGUACUGGGUUCGAUGGGAAUAAAUACGAUCCCGGCCCAGUGAGUGUCAACACGUACAAUAAUAAUCACACGGCCAACUGUUGGAUUCCAUGCAAUUUAUUAAGCACGGUGAAAACUAUAAAUAAAAUAACAAGUUAUAAUUAGAACGAGUUAAUUACUUCUACUAAUCACCAUAUCACAUUUUAUCACAAUAAUACGAUCAGUCCUAGUGACGUUAUUAUUAUAAUAAUACCUACAUACGUAUUAAAAUAACGUACUUUACUAUCGGCGUUUACUUAUAUUUUAUGGGCGUAUAUCUUACCGUUAAUAUUGCCUACAUUAUAUACUGUACAUACAUAUAAUAUCUUAUCGUUCAUGUUGUCUGCAUAUAUUAACAAUAUACAUUUAAUUACUUACACGACUGUUCAGGCGAUAUGUGUCUGAUACCUGUAGCUCUUAUUGAUGUAAUGCAUCUUAAGAACGAAACGUACGGUAUAUGUCCGUUCCGCACGCUCGCGAUUACAUGCGUGCGCGAUGGCGCUAUCGAAUUUCUAAAGAACGUGUGUAGCGCGUUACACCUCUAUUUGGCUACUACAUUUUUUAUUUAAAUGCAUACCAAUACCAUGUGUUAGAAAAUAGAAUACAAAACAACAUGUUUCAAUAGAGCCUUCAGCCCCUUUGUUAUACCACAGCUGCUGGCACUCCCCACUUAUAUUCUGAUCAUUGGUACACCCACCCCUAGUUUGGCAAAUUCUGGAUCUACCCCCGACGACUGAUUUCAAACAGAAACUUACUAAAACCUGUUGACGUGUAUGUCAACAACCCUAGUUGCACCAAACAAAAUAUAAUGUGGUUUUGAAUUCAAAUUUGCUAUGAUAUUUCAUUGACCAUAUUUGACAUAAUUUUCCCCCUUAGUACUAAUAGGCCAACUAUUCUACAAUUUAUAAUUUUUAAAUCUUUAUAAUUUAUUUUGGAGGGAGAAAAAUUGAAUUCGCAGGUUGGAGAACCAAUGCUUUUACAAGAAAAGAAGAAAAAUUUUAAUAAUUAUUAUUUAACAUUGUAUUUUCAUUUCAUUACAAUUCAUGUAGUAUUAUGCAUUUUUCUGCAUACAUUAAUACAUGUAUUAUACCUCCUUCCAUAUUUCAAAAAGAAGAAAUUAAUCAGAGUGAGAAAAGGUUAGGAAUUCAAGAGAUUUUUUUUUCUGUAGUUUUGACUGCAUGAUAUGAUUUUCCAGAGAUUAGGACCUGUAUAUAGAAUGUUGAUGUUAAUGAGAAACAAAGUUUUAUACACUAAUGGAAAACGUUUGGAGGGAGAUCAUUUUGUGUUGUUGAUGAAUUAAUGUAAUAUCAAUUAAAUGUACCGGUAUUUAUUGUAGUAUUGUAGUCUGUACACCAAUUAAAUAACAAGUGCAAAUAACUACCAUGUGUUGCAAGCGAAACCCAUCUACUAAUUACCAAUAUUCUCCUCAUAGAAUUAGGCCUUACUGUAAACUAUUUUCAUCAAUAUUUACAGGUAGUAUAAAAUUACUUGAUAAAGUGGUGUCUGGAGAUCGAACAAAGUCCGUACAUUUACUAAUCAUUGUAAUUAAAUGUUAAUAUAAUUUUUCAGGCCAAAACUCAUAAUUUUUUCAACUUGUAUUACAUAAAUAGAUAGCUGGCUUAAGAUCAGUGAAUGAAUUCAAGAUAAUGCUUCUUACAAGGCACUCAAUGGUGUUGCACCGAAAUACAUUUCUGACAUUCUUAAACCUAAAUCCAUAACACGCCUUCUCAUAUCAUCUAGUAUAAAGCAGCUUCUUGAACAAAGCAAAUGGAAACUGAAAAAUUUUGGAAAACGUUCAUUUUCACUUGUUGCCCAUAUAUAUAUAUACCUGUAUAUAUAUUAUGGAAUGCCUUAUGCACUGACAUCCGUGUUUAUCUUCAAGCAUUUUUCUUUUCAAUAAAUGGUUAAAAGCUUAACUAUUUUCAAUCUCAUACUGAGUAAUUGACACAGAAAUGUAGAUAUGUAAAUAGCUUUUCUUUUACAAUUUCAUAAGUUAAAUUUAUUAUGUGCACUUUGAAUAAUGCCGUCAUUAGCGCCACUGAACAUUGUACCUGCCGUGGAUACUGACACUUUACAAAUUACUAUUGAUUAAUCAAUCAAUAGUAAUUAAAUUUAAUAAUAAUUAAAUUAAUUAAUUAAUUUAAUUUUAAUUUUUAAUAAAAUUACUUGAUGAAGUGUAGUGUGGAGAUCGAAGAAAGUCGGUACAUUUACUGAUCAUCAUUGUAAUUAAAUGUAAAUAUGAUUUUUCAUGUCUAAAAUUCAUUUUUGUUCAAUUUAAAUUUCAUACCUUAAUAGUUGUUACGAAUUUAAAAUUUCUUGCUAGUCUCCAUGUGCUUGUGACUAAAGUAAUAAUGUCUCAGUUUGAGGAGAUUGUCACAGUACAGAUAACAUAAUAAAGGUAGUGGGGGACCAGUCAAACUUUAUCUCCAGCAGAAUCUUGCAUGGCACACACACAUUGAGUAUAUGGCUAAACGCUGCGCACCCAGGAUGUAUUUUUUGAAGUAACUUCGCUGCUCUGGUUUAUCCAAAUUUCUGUAAUGGGAAAGCCGAUUCAUAUGUUUGCAUCUCAAAAGUAGCUCGUAGUAUUAAAUAGAUGAGCUACGAUAAUUCAAUGCAGUCAGUCUUACAGUAAUACACAAGUUUUAUACCGGUAAGAUUAAUUACUUACUGUAUUAACAUAGGCCAAAUAAUGUAUAAUAAAAACCAAAAUAUUAAAAUAUUUAAAAACAGUUACAUUAAAACAUGAGUUGAAAAUUAAAACAUAUUAUCCGCAACCAAUCUAUGUGAGUAUUGUAAUAUUACUGAAAAUGAAGAGCACAUGCUAUUUAAAUGCAAAGAUAUAGAAGCAUGUUAGGCGAAAUUAGACACUAUGAUGCGAUUAUGUUUUUAAAUAUAUGAUAAAGUACAAUGGAACAAAAUCGUUAUUAGAAGCUAUAGCGAAAGAUUGAACGAAAUGAUUUCAAUUUUGACGUUUUGUAUUUAUAAAGUUAAAAUAAUGAAUAGAUUAUGUUUGAGGACAAAAUUUCCUUGGGUGAUGUUUUUAUCUGAACUAUUUUCUUGUUCAGCAAAAUGGUGUACAAAAUUACAAAAUUCAUGUUUAUCUUCUUUCGAUUUUAAUUGUUAAACUUCAAUUUCCUUACAAAUUGCAACAAAGAUUACUUCGAACAUUGUUAAAUCAAUAUUGAUUUCUUGAUAAUUAUUAAAAUAUGUACCAUCUUAUAUACUUAUAUCAAUUUAAAGUAACAUGAGCUGCCAUUGUUUUACAAUUUUCCCAGUUUACAAAAUAUAAUAAAAAAAUAAAUAAAUAAAUAAAUAAUUAAGUCAGUACGUCUAAUAAUGACCAUUGUAAUUAAAUUUAUAUUAUUUCUCAAAUAUUAUUUUUCAUGUAUAAUUCAUACAUUUGUUUCAAUAUUAAUUACAUACAUAAAUUUGUCAUGUAAAGUUUUGUGUUUUACUUCAUCAUUAAAUUAUAACACUGUUAAAUAAAUAUUUUGAUUUUAUGCACAUUUUUACAUAAUAUUCCAUAUAUUUAACUUUCACAUUGUAAUUAUCCUUGUAAUAGCUUAAAUUAUUUAUGAUUGUAAUAAUUUAAAUAUUAUUUAGUUAUUUGAGCUACCAGUGCAUUAUUAUUCACUGCAUGCAAUGUUUACACUUUUUCCAAUAGUUCUCAAAAUAUAAUAAAAACAGAAAGGAACAAGUGUCAUGUACAAUAUUGUCCUUUACAACAUCAUUGUAUUAACACUGUAAAUAUUGUAUAAUUUCAUUUCAAGAUAUACAGUAUACAUUUUUACAUAUUUUUUCCAUACAUUUAAUUUCUGCACAUUCAUUAAAUAGCUUGUUAAAUUAUUAUUACUGUACCGACACUUAUUAGUUGCUGGAGCUUUCAAUUCUUAUUUUUCACUGCAUGUAAUUUUAAGUUUUUUGCGCUAGUUUACAAAACCAUAGAAUGAAUAAAAGGAGUCAAUAAAAUUUUAAAGGUAUUACAAGGGAUAAUUAUCUGAAAAAGCACUUAGAAUCAUAGAGGUAAAAAGAAAGGUGAAAAGGAUUUGUAUUUUAAGAAAAAUCAGCAAAUAAAAAAGGAAUGUAGUGUCACCUGCAAGUGGCGAUUAUUCGCUGUUUGAAAUAAAUAUAAACAUAACUGCUAUAUCUUAAAUGUGAUCAUCAUACAAUUAAUCAUAUCUUAUGCCGGCGGAUUUAUCUCCCUUAGAGAUACCCAAUCAAUAAGUAUUAUUAUAUAAACCUGUACUGUAUGUUGCAAUUAUAUUUAUCAUAGACUGUAUUUUAAACUGUUAGUUGAUUGAUGUUAUGUAACAAAAAACAUGGAAAUAAAGAGACAUUGCAUUUCAAA